Messenger RNA from Nicrophorus vespilloides, 4318 nucleotides. Its product is annotated as neural-cadherin. Gene Ontology annotation, molecular function: calcium ion binding. The transcript is spliced from 8 exons. The coding region runs from base 83 to 4318 and encodes 1411 amino acids. Gene Ontology annotation, cellular component: plasma membrane. Gene Ontology annotation, biological process: homophilic cell-cell adhesion. NCBI's taxonomy places the organism in Eukaryota, Metazoa, Arthropoda, Insecta, Coleoptera, Silphidae. The record is from RefSeq and is a predicted model, not a curated record.
GCCCCAUGAUCCGGUCCAAACCACCGCGACUCGCGAUCCUCCGCCGCCUCCUGGCGAUGUCCGCGCGCAAGUGAUCCGCGGUAUGGUUGAUCCUCUUAAGGUGUUUUGGGUGUUAACCAACAGCACUUACCUAGUGACAAAAUUCAUCCGUAUUGGAAUUGCCGACAAGAAUGACAACCCGCCGUACUUCGAUAAGGCUCUGUACGAGGCGGAGGUCGACGAGAAUGAAGACAUCCAGCAUACGGUGCUCACGGUCACCGCCAAAGAUCACGAUGAAUCCUCUCGUAUUCGAUACGAGAUCACAAGCGGUAACAUAGGAGGUGCGUUCGCUGUCAAGAACAUGACGGGUGCCAUCUACGUCGCCGGGGCUUUGGAUUAUGAAACGCGGAAACGGUACGAAGUUACGCUCGUCGCCUCGGACAGCCUGAACGAGAACUCCACUCGUGUGGUGAUCCACGUGAAGGACGUUAACGAUCAUCCACCCGUCUUUAAGCAAUCCCUCUACGCGGCGACCAUUAACGAGGAGCUGGACGGAAUCUAUCCUUUCAAACUCAUGCAGGUUACGGCGACGGACGGCGACAAGGAUAGGCCCCAGAACAUCGUUUACUUCCUGACUGGACAGGGCAUCGAUCCGGAUAAUCCUGCGAACAGCAAAUUCGACAUCAACAGGACUACCGGAGAGAUUUUCGUGUUGAAGCCUUUGGAUAGAGAUCAGCCGAAUGGACGUCCGCAGUGGAGGUUCACUGUGUUCGCGCAGGACGAAGGUGGUGAAGGUUUGGUGGGUUAUGCAGAUGUGCAGGUGAACCUGAAGGACAUCAACGACAACGCGCCGAUAUUCCCGCAAGGUGUGUACUUUGGAAACGUGACGGAGAACGGCACCGCUGGAAUGGUCGUGAUGACGAUGACGGCAGUCGAUUACGACGAUCCGUCUGAAGGAACGAACGCCCGUCUCGUCUACUCGAUCGAGAAGAACGUGAUCGAAGAGGAGACAGGAUCACCGAUCUUCGAGAUCGAAUCAGAGACUGGUGUGAUCAAAACGGCCGUCUGCUGCUUGGAUCGCGAACGCACCCCGGACUACUCGAUACAGGUGGUGGCGAUGGAUGGUGGAGGUCUGAAGGGAACCGGGACGGCUUCCAUAAGGGUUAAAGAUAUCAACGAUAUGCCGCCGCAGUUCACCAAGGACGAGUGGUUCACGGAGGUGGAUGAAACCGAUGGUGUUAAUCUGCCAGAGAUGCCGAUUCUGACGGUGACGGUGCAUGAUGAGGAUGAGACCAAUAAGUUCCAAUAUAAGGUGAUCGAGAACAGCGGUUACGGAGCCGACAAAUUCACGAUGGUGCGCAACAACGAUGGUACUGGAUCUCUGAAGAUUGUCCAACCUUUGGAUUACGAAGAUCUUCUGCAGAGCAACGGGUUCAGGUUCAGGAUCCAGGUGAACGAUAAGGGUGAAGACAACGACAACGAUAAGUACCACGUGGCCUACAGCUGGGUUGUGGUGAAGCUUAGAGACAUCAACGACAACAAACCGCAAUUCGAGCGACCCAACAUCGAGGUUUCGGUGUACGAGAACGCCGAGGUUGGUAAGAGUUUGGAGACGUUCAAAGCGACAGAUCCGGAUCAAGGUGGAAAGAGCAAGGUUUCGUACGCCAUCGACAGAAGCUCAGAUAGGAAGAGGCAGUUCUCCAUCAAUCAGGAGGGCACCGUCAGCAUUCAGCGUUCUUUGGACAGAGAAGACACUCCGCGCCAUCAGGUCAAGAUUUUGGCCAUCGACGAUGGAGUCCCACCGAAGACGGCGACCGCCACUCUGACGGUCAUCGUGCAGGACAUCAACGAUAACGCCCCGACUUUCCUCAAGGACUACCGCCCAGUUCUCCCCGAGCACGUGCCACCCCGUAAAGUCGUCGAGAUCCUCGCGACCGAUGACGAUGACCGUUCGAAGAGCAACGGCCCUCCGUUCCAAUUCAGGCUGGACCCGGGCGCCGACGACAUCAUUCGGGCCUCCUUCAAAGUGGAACAGGAUCAGAAGGGUGCUAAUGGUGAUGGAAUGGCAAUCGUAUCGUCGCUCAGGUCGUUCGACAGGGAACAGCAGAAGGAGUAUUUGAUUCCGAUAGUGAUAAAGGACCACGGCAAUCCGGCCAUGACCGGCACGAGCACCCUGACCGUCGUUAUCGGAGACGUCAAUGAUAACAAGAUGCAGCCGGGAUCGAAGGAGAUAUUCGUGUACAAUUACCAGGGACAAGCGCCGGAGACGGAGAUCGGCAGGGUGUACGUGUACGAUUUGGACGAUUGGGAUCUGCCCGACAAGAAGUUCUAUUGGGAGGGAGUCGAACAUCCCAGGUUCAAGUUGAACGAAGAUACGGGGAUGGUGUCGAUGAAGCACGGCACCAGAGAUGGGAAGUACCAUUUACGGUUCAAGGUCUACGAUAGGAAGCACACGCAGAACGACGUCCCGGCAAAUGUGACGGUGACGGUGAAGGAGAUCCCGCACGAGGCUGUAAUCAAUUCGGGAUCGGUGCGCAUAGCCGGUAUCACCGAUGAGGACUUCAUCCGGAUAUGGAACUACAAGACGCAGAGUCUGUCGAAGAGCAAGGCCGAGAAGUUCAAGGAUAAAAUUGCGGAGCUCCUGAGCACUCACAGGGAUAACGUGGACGUGUUCAGCGUGCAGCUCAGGAGGAAGCAUCCGCCCGUCACCGAUGUCAGGUUCUCAGCUCAUGGCUCACCUUAUUACAAGCCGGUGCGGCUUAACGGAAUCGUGCUGAUGCAUCGCGAGGAUAUCGAGAAGGCAGUCGGCAUCAAUAUAACGAUGGUGGGAAUCGACGAGUGUCUUUACGAAAAUCAAAUGUGCGAAGGUUCUUGCACGAACACGCUCGACAUCAGCGCCUUACCUUACAUGGUGAACGCGAACAAGACAUCUCUGGUGGGAGUACGCGUCGACGUUCUGGCCGAAUGCACUUGCGGCGCUAGGAACUUCAGCAAGGAAGAGAAUUGCAGGAACAACCCGUGCUACAACGGUGGUCGCUGCAUCGAGACCAGAUACUCGUUGACGUGCUCGUGUCCUGCGGGUUACAACGGCCCCAGAUGCCAGCAAACCUCGAGAAGCUUCAGAGGAAACGGUUGGGCUUGGUAUCCGCCUUUGGAGAUGUGCGACAACUCUCAUCUGCACUUUGAGUUCGCCACGCGUAAACCUGAUGGACUACUCUUGUACAACGGUCCCAUAGUACCACCAGAAACCGAUGAACAAUUGGUAUCCGAUUAUAUAUCUGUUGAAUUGGAUAGAGGCUACCCCAAAUUACUCAUCGACUUUGGUUCUGGAACUUUGGAGUUGCGCGUCAAGACUAAAAAGACUUUGGAUGAUGGCGAGUGGCAUAGACUGGAUAUAUUCUGGGACACCGAGAAUAUUCGUAUGGUUGUGGAUUACUGCAAAUCGGCGGACAUCGCGGAACUCGAGGAUGGAACACCUCCAGAUUUUGAUGAUAGCAGUUGCCAAGCGCAGGGAACGAUCCCUCCCUUCAACGAGUAUCUGAACGUUAAUGCACCUCUUCAACUUGGCGGUUUGUACGUGGAGCAGUUCGACCCGACGCAUUACCAUUGGCAAUACAUGCCCGUUGGAAAGGGUUUCGACGGAUGCAUCAGAAACCUGUUCCACAACUCGAAGUUGUACGAUCUGGCGCAUCCUGGAUUAUCCAGGAACAGUGUUUCUGGUUGUCCGCAGACUGAAGAGGUUUGCGGAAAAUCGGAUGCGACCUCGCGUUGUUGGGAGCACGGAACCUGCGUCGGAUCAUUCAACGAGGCCAAAUGCCAAUGCAGACCCGGAUGGACUGGUCCUGCUUGCACCAUCCAAACUAUCCCGACGUCUUUCAAACCGCAGUCGUACGUCAAAUACGCGCUCAGUUUCGAGCCGGAUCGCUUCUCCACGCAGAUCCAGCUUCGGUUCAGGACGCGCGAAGAGCACGGAGAGUUGUUCCGCGUUUCCGAUCAGCACAAUCGGGAGUACGGGAUCUUGGAGAUCAAGGAUUCGCGUCUCCACUUUAGAUACAACUUGAAUUCACUGCGCACGGAAGAGAAGGAUAUUUGGUUGAGCGCCGUGGCCGUCGAUGAUGGUCAAUGGCACGUGGCGAGAGUGAGUCGUUACGGAUCCGCCGCCACCCUCGAGUUGGAUGGAGGCGAAGGUCGCAGAUACAACGAAACCUUUAUGUUCACCGGUCACCAAUGGUUGUUGGUCGAUAAACAGGAAGGAGUCUACGCAGGUGGCAAGGCCGAAUACACCGGUGUCAGGACUUUCGAGGUGUACGCCGAUUACCAAAAAGAAUUACCUGAUUGA